Daucus carota subsp. sativus is the source of this 4709-nucleotide messenger RNA. Its product is annotated as transcription initiation factor TFIID subunit 2. Bases 164 to 4537 code for a protein of 1457 amino acids. Gene Ontology annotation, molecular function: zinc ion binding; transcription cis-regulatory region binding; RNA polymerase II general transcription initiation factor activity. Gene Ontology annotation, cellular component: transcription factor TFIID complex. Gene Ontology annotation, biological process: transcription initiation at RNA polymerase II promoter. The record is from RefSeq and is a predicted model, not a curated record. NCBI's taxonomy places the organism in Eukaryota, Viridiplantae, Streptophyta, Magnoliopsida, Apiales, Apiaceae. The transcript has 25 exons.
CAUCACACAGAUACUCGGCUCCUAAAUUCCAAAACUUGAAAGCCCCAAAUUGGAGCGGAUGAAAGGUCCGAUACGAUACGAAACGUCAUCUCAUUCUCAUCUGGGCUGAAAAGUGUAUUAACAGGCGGACGAGAUUGAUACAGCGGUAGAGGGGAUCCAAGGAAUGGCGAAAGCUCGUAAGCAGCAGAAAAACGAGGAGCAGCAAAAAGCAGCAGGAGUUACAGAUGAAUCAGCCGGAACAACAGGAGGAGGAGAAGCAGUGGUUCGCCAUCAGAAGCUUUGUCUUUCAAUUGAUAUGGACAAGCGUCGAAUUUACGGUUACACGGAGCUUCAGGUGGUUGUUCCUGACAAUGGAAUUGUUGGGUUGCAUGCUGACAAUUUGGUAAUCGAGAGAGUAACAGUAAAUGGGGAGGUGGCAGAGUUUGAAGUCUUUCCUCAUUAUUUACAUUUAGAUAACGAUAAUAGAUGGUGUUCAGUUUCAUCAGCGAGUUCAGCAGCUGAUGCUGCUGGUUCGGUCUACUUAUCAUCUAUUGACAGAGAGUUAGUUCCCAACUUAUUAAUAAUGUGUGCAUCCAAGGAUGUACAAUCUGUGGAUGAACAUCAACAUGGCCAAGAAAACUCAGAUAACGGGUUGCAAUCUUCAGGUGAAUUCAAACAGAAUUCGAAAUUGAUUCACAUCGACUAUUGGGUAGAUAAGGCUGAAACAGGAAUACAUUUUAACAAAGAUGUUCUCCACACUGAUAAUCAGACAAGGCGUGCAUGCUGUUGGUUCCCUUGUAUGGAUGAUGACUUACAGUGCUGCUGCUAUGAUCUGGAAUUCACUGUGGCCAAUAAUCUUGUAGCAGCCAGCACUGGAAGCUUGCUUUAUCAGGUAUUGAAUGAAGACGACCCUACACGCAAAACAUAUGUCUACAGAGUAGACGUUCCUGUAUCUGCUCGGUGGAUCUCCCUUGUUGUUGCACCGUUUGAAAUCAUUUCUGAUAAUAAUUGUUGUCUUUUAUCAUACAUGUGUAUGCCUAAUAACUUGUCAAGAUUACGCAACAGUGUUGCAGUUUUCCAUCGUACAUUCAGUUAUUAUGAGGAUUACCUUGGCACAUCCUUUCCGUUUGGGUCAUACACGCAAGUCUUUAUUGCUCCUGAGAUGGCGAUAUCUUCAUCAACUGUAGGAGCUUCCAUGAGUAUUUUUAGCUCCAAGAUUUUAUUUGAUGAAAAAGUUAUUGAUCAGACUAUGGAAACAAGGAUUAAACUUGCAUAUGCUCUUGCAAGACAGUGGUUUGGAGUCUAUAUCACUGCUGCAUCACCGAAUGAUGAUUGGUUGUUAGAUGGUCUGGCUUGGUUCCUAACUGACUCGUUCAUUAAACAGUUUCUGGGGAAUAAUGAAGCACGCUAUAGGCGGUACAAGGCAAACUGUGCUGUCUGCAAAUCAGAUGACAGUGCCGCAACUGCUUUAUGCUGUUCCUUGUCAUGCAAGGAUAUAUAUAGAACUAAAUGCAUUGGCUUCAUUGGAAAAUUAAGGUCAUGGAAGUCUGUAGCAGUCCUGCAAAUGCUUGAGAAACAGAUGGGACCAGAGUCCUUUCGUAAAAUUUUGCAGAGAAUUGUCAUUCGGGCUAGAGAUGCAACUCAUAGUUCGAGAAGUCUUAGUUCCAAGGAGUUUCGGCAGUUUGCUAAUAAGGUCGGGAAUCUUGAGCGUCCAUUUCUAAAAGAAUUUUUUCCUAGGUGGAUCGAAUCUUACGGCUGUCCCAUGCUGAAGAUGGGAUUCUCCUAUAGCAAGCGGAAAAAUAUUAUUGAGUUGGCAGUAAUGCGUGGAUUUACGGCUAUGCCUGAUACAAGUACUGAACCAACCUACGGUAAAGCUGAAUCUGAAAACCGAGAAGGUGGAUGGCCAGGAAUGAUGAGCAUUAGGGUUCAUGAACUUGAUGGCAUGUAUGACCAUCCGAUACUACCAAUGGCUGGGGAAACAGGGCAACUGCUUGAAAUACAAUGCCAUUCUAAACUUGCUGCAAAACGUUUUCAGAGACCGAAAAAGGGUGCAAAGCCAGAUGGUUCCGAUGAUAAUAAUGAAGCUCCGCCUAGUGUGGAUAUUCGUUCAAACAAUGAUUCACCACUGUUGUGGAUCAGGGCUGAUCCAGAAAUGGAGUAUCUAGCUGAAAUAGAUUUUAACCAACCUGUGCAGAUGUGGAUAAAUCAAUUGGAGAAAGAUAAAGAUGUUGUUGCUCAGGCACAAGCGAUCGCAACACUUGAAAUGCUGCCACAACUUCCGUUCUCGGUGGUGAAUGCCCUUAACGGUAUCCUUACUGAUUCAAAGGCCUUCUGGAGAAUUCGGGUUGAGGUGGCAUUUGCAUUGGCUAAUACUGCAUCUGAGGAAACUGAUUGGGCUGGUUUGCAGUAUCUCCUAAAAUUUUACAAAAGCCGCAGAUUUGAUGCUAACAUUGGACUCCCAAAGGCUAAUGACUUUCGUGACUAUCCAGAAUACUUUGUACUCAAGGCUAUUCCACAUGCCAUAGCUAUGGUCCGUUCUUCAGAUAAUAAAAGCCCCCGGGAAGCUGUGGAGUUUAUUUUGCAACUUCUAAAGUACAAUGAUAACAACGGGAACCCGUUUUAUGAUGUCUUUUGGCUGGCUUCAUUAGUGCAGUCGAUUGGCGAGCUAGAAUUUGGUCAGCAGAAUAUUAUAUUUUUAUCAUCACUCCUCAAACGUAUCGAUAGGCUUUUGCAAUUUGACAGGAUAAUGCCGAGCUACAAUGGUGUUCUGACAAUUAGUUGCAUCCGCACUUUGACUCAAAUUGCAAUAAAGCUUAAUGGUUUCAUCCCUUUUGAUCGUGUUUUCGAGCUGAUCAAACAGUUCCGCUCACCUGACACUAUGUGGGAAGUUCGAAUUGAAGCAACAAGAGCACUUCUUGAUCUUGAGUUCCAGUGCAAUGGAAUUGACGUAGCCUUGAUGCAAUUCAUUUCAUACUUAGGGGAGGAAUCCUCAUUAAAAGGUCAGUUGAAGUUGGGUGUCCAUGCUGUGCGCUUAUGUCAGCUAGCUGGAUCUGCUCAUGACAACCCCAUAAAAACUGAAACUCUUGUGGCUUUACUUUGCUUGCUGGAGUGUCCAGUGGCUUUCAACAAUGUUAAUCUUCGGCAUUAUUUGUUCUGCAUUUUGCAAGUACUUGCAGGAAGGCCCCCAACACUUUCAGGGGUCCCUAGGGAUGAGACGCUGCGGAUGGGCCAUGCUGAGACUUGUACUGAAUUGAAGAAUAUUUUUGCUGCUCUUGUGAAGCACUCUAAGCCUCCUGUUUGCACUCUAAAUCCAACAUAUGAAGAUGGUUCAGGAGUUCCAGGUGCUACCAGAGAAGUGGAUACUGAGGAAAUCAAGUCUCCUGUGCCCUUAUUGGACACUAUCACCCUGGCUAACGGUGUUCCAGUUUUCCCAGAGUCUAAAGAAGUAGAUAACAUUUUCAACACCUAUGAGCAGAACAUCCCAGUUAUUGAUCUGUCACAUGAUGGUUCUACCAUACCAGAAAGUUACAUAGACAUAGAUGAUAUAUCCAAAAGUCACAACCAAACCCAGAAAAUUUUUCAACAAGAUUGUUCAAUGUUUGAAGGUGCUAGAAAAGUAGAUGUGGUUUCCUGUAGUCAAGAGCGAAGAAAACCAGUUGUAAAACUUAAAGUCAAGCAAUCUGUUGCAACCAAUAAUGCGGAAGAUGCUGAAAAUGCAACAUAUGGAAAAUCUCAGGGGGUGCGUGAUGAUGCUGAUCGUGGAGCUAGUAGUUACAUCUCUGUGGAUGCAGCCGAAAGAAAUUUAACAGAGCCUGUCAGUUUAAGUAAUCAAAGUAUUGAGGAUGUAAAUUCAUGUCAUGAUGUUGGAUCCCAUGCGACUGCAAGCAUUGGCAGCGCCAACAAACUAGUAAGUGGUGGUAAUGACUUAAUAAAAGAACUCCAGUGUACUGCUGAUUCAAGUAAAUACUCAGUAUUUACUCCACCAGAAAUUCGGUUACCUGAUGUUGCUGAUAUAGAUAUAGGAGACUGUAAAUAUGUUAGUCUACAGUCAGUUUCUGGGACACUUAGUGCUCUUGAUGAUGGAUCGCGGAGAGUGGAGAAUCCUUAUGUUCAUAGUAGAGGGAAAGAACAGAAGAAAAGCAAAGAUAAGAAAAGAAAGAGACAUGAUCACAAAAGCAACCGUGAUGAUCCAGAGUAUCUCGAACGCAAGCGACUGAAGAAGAAAAAAAAGCAGAGGCAGAAGCAAUCGGGUAUGACAGGAAGCAGGGAGGCAUCUCCAUCUUUAGCAGCAUUGGGUGAUGAGGUGAAAUCUAAAGUUAGUGUCGGGCCUCUUAACCAGGAGGUUAAGACUGGAAACUCUGUUCAUGAAUCUAAGUUGGCAAUAGUCAAAGGAGAGGAACAGUUAUCUCCUCUGGAUCAGAGAAAGGCAGACUUGUCUGCAGAAGUGGCAUCUUUGCAGAUGUCUCGUGCUGAACCAAGCACUGCUACAAGGCAGGAAGGCGGCACGUCACGCAAAAUUAUAAUCAAACUAAAAACUAGACCAGUAGGCAAACCAUAAUCAUUAAGUUCUAGAUGUUUACUGUAGGAUCUUCAUGCAUUGUUUCUGUAAAAUAAUGUACACAGAUCUAGUAUGAGCACUUUAUUUUUUUGUGGAAGUUUCUACAAAAGAAUCCCUUCCAGGUUACACACUUGGAUGACGCAUAUGCAGAAGGGAUGCUUUGUUGUCCAAA